AUGUCCAAUUUAUUAAACAAGUUUGCUGACAAGUUGCACGGUAACGAGCACGAUGAACGUUACGAAGACGAUGACGACAGCCAGACCAGGCAACAACGCCACGAGCAACAUCAACAAAGAGAAUUAAGAAACCAAGGUUCUAAGGCUGACCCCUACGGUGACCAAAACCAAGGUAACUUCCCUCAGCGCCAACAGCCCCAAUCCGGUCUAGGCGGUAACAGACAGGUUGGCGGAAACGACUACCAACAGCAAACCACUGACUACACUGCAGGCAGCGGCGGAGGCACUUAUACUCAGACCUACCGCGAGACCAACACUCAAGGUCAGUUAGACGACGAAGAAGACGACGAUUUCUUGACUUCUGGUCAACAGCAAAAGCAAGGCCGCACAAGAGGUACCCAAGGUAACCGCUACCGGUCUUCCAACACUGGAGGGCGCGACUCAUCUGGAUCAGGAAACGACCAAUUCGGUGAUGACAGCGGAAACCAGGGCUCCUGGUAG
Molecule: messenger RNA, 501 nt
Organism: Saccharomyces kudriavzevii IFO 1802
Lineage: Eukaryota; Fungi; Ascomycota; Saccharomycetes; Saccharomycetales; Saccharomycetaceae
Gene: GRE1
Product: Gre1p
Exons: 1
Coding region: 1-501 (166 amino acids)
Source: RefSeq, a predicted model, not a curated record